UUCAAACAGUUAAAAGUGUGUGGGUCACUCGCUUUGAGUUUGGGUUUAAGGGUUUUGGUUUGUGAAAUCGUGGAGUGAGUGUUGGAAGGAUUGAGAUGACACUGUACCCCCGCAGUUGAUAGUGGGUGGGGUUGGGGGGUGGGGGUCAGUGUGUGUUCUGCUGAGCCUCGUCGUUCGCUUGAACAAACUCAACGAGGCCUCCUGACCACCCUGUCAGGCACGCUUCGAAAACCCUCGGCAACCGCUCACCGACGUUUCGGGAUUUGGAUUCCUGGGUUUUCCAGACGACUAAGCCCAUCUCCACCCCCGGCCCCCACCCCCUCUCGCCCCUCUCCGGAUACUCCAACAUCACAUCCAGUUGGCAAAACAUAUUUAACUCAUUGAAAUUCGUUUUUAAAUUUCGUAAAUCAAUUAUUUUUUACAAAAAUGAUUCGAAUUCAACAUUUGUCACAUUUUUUUAACCUCAGAACAUUUUUUUUUUCAAUUACAAAAUCGACAAUUUGCUGGGAAAAUAAACCAUUAGAGAACUAUUGGUUUGAUAACUUGUUUACGUCGCUUUCGUGGAGUUUCUGAUCAAUAAGCAAAGCUGUUGAACUUCCCCAGGUGCAAUGCCACCUUGGUAACGUCUCUCUCCACCCCAAAUAAUCAAGAGAAGCUAGGGGAGGAUUGCGUGCCACCGGGACGACGUGCGUGCUUUCCAGUCGCUCUGAAAUCCAUUUCCCGGGCAUCCUGGGGCUAACUUAUCAUUCGGGAGUUCGUGUUCAAGUGCGUGGGAUGCUGCAGAGGAAUUGUUUGGACGAACGGUGUGCUGGGAAUGACCCGGGGAGAGUGAGAGAGGUGCGGUGUGACGUUAACAAACGCCCGACGGGUGAUAACGGAGUGGAGAAGCCGGAGAUUGAACCCUGUGGGGUCAGGCAUCUGGGGGAGCCCCAGGAUACGUUAAAGGUUGAUCCAACGGUCGAUGUCCUUCAAAACCGCAUGAACGAGGAAGGCAAGUCUCCACCACCGUACUUGCCUCAAGCCAGCGACGAUCUUCCUUGUACAAGUGAGGAAACGAUGGGACCAAUUGGCCCAUGGGCAACUGGUCGUGUCGUUUUCACUCCCACGGCCGGAAUUACAGGCGUACGACCUGUCGUCGAUCGUUACUCCGUUACUCGAUACAGUCCGGCUGAGUGGAGGGCACAUAAUCAAACUUUUUUUGAUAAGAACCGGAGAACCAUCGACGAGGCACAAUUCGUAGCUGAAAAAACGAGGGAAAAUAACUCUCGAAUUUACAAGACAACUGACACAAUUCAGUUGGAAAAUCGGGACAGACUGAGUAAACGUUCGAGCGUGAUACACCGGUGGAAAACCGAGUUGGAGAAGGCACUGCACGAGAUAACAGAUGAGAUAGAGUUGCUGGAGGGUGAACUGCGUCGUGUUAAGCAGUCCCUCUCGAUUCUAACACUGCCGGAGUCCAUAGCUGGAGAAUUCUUGGACAUUCGUUGUCAACGACUGGAGCCUGAUCUGGUCAGGGAUAAAGUAGAAGAGGAACUGGUCAAAGAAGUUGCCCUGUGCAACGUGGUGAGGAGCACCCUGACAAGGACCAGAGAAUCGGUGGAGUAUCAGCUCCUGGAGUUGAGGACAGCGAAGGCGAGACUGGAGUUCGAUAUAACAGAUAAAUUAGAUGCUUACGAGAUUGAUUCCCUCUGCGUGAGCCUGAGGAAUGAUUCUCCGCUGAUUUUGAUGAAACCAGGAGCCACUAGAGUACCUCCAGAGCAAUCAACUCCAGAAAGCUACGAUCACUUCACCUCGGAGGCCCUGGCCAAUGCUGAGGCUGUCAGGCAGACGUCUAUUCACCUCAGGAAGACCCUGAAUGACAUCUACGUGAAGGCUGUCAAGGAUCUGAGGAGUCAGGCCAUGCAGGUGGACAAGGAAUUGGCAGAGAAAGUUAGCCAGACCGAGCAAGUGUGUCAGCAGCUGGAGAAAGAACUUUCAAAGUGUCUAAAUCAGCUCUCAGCGACUGAAAAUUUAAUUGAAGAAUUUCGAGGAGCUGCCAAAGGUCUCAAUGAAGCAUUAAAAGUGGCUCAGACUCGUCUUCACGAGCGAUUAUACCGGAGGAAUGUCGAGGGUUGUCGAGACGAACCCCAAUAUGGAUUGAUCGAAGAAGUGAAGACAAUAGGAGAAAAUCUAUCUGUCAUGUCGGGACAGUUAACGAGGGCUGAGGAAACUCAGGCGGAUCUAGUAAAAUCUCGAAAUGACUUGGAACGCGAAAUAUUUGUCAAGAGGAAAACACUUUUUGUCGACAGAGAUCGUGGACAAUUGUUGCGCUCCUACUACCCCUCAGCAGAGGCAUUAUCCGGUCUCGUGUAAAAUCCACCACCAGCACUCUCACCUCAAAUCGCUUACAAUGGAAUUUUUUAAUCCCUGGGAAUCACCUUUUAUCACUGCUCUCUUAUGGUUCUAUUCACUGGAGUUUUCUGGGCUCAUACAUUUGUGGUU
Messenger RNA from Diachasmimorpha longicaudata, 2481 nucleotides. It is a transcript of the gene Tektin-A, whose product is annotated as tektin-4-like. The record is from RefSeq and is a predicted model, not a curated record. NCBI's taxonomy places the organism in Eukaryota, Metazoa, Arthropoda, Insecta, Hymenoptera, Braconidae. Gene Ontology annotation, cellular component: microtubule cytoskeleton; nucleus. Bases 775 to 2352 code for a protein of 525 amino acids. Gene Ontology annotation, biological process: cilium assembly; cilium movement involved in cell motility. The transcript has 7 exons.